CCAUUCUCCCUCUUCCAAGAGCCGGUUUUACUGACGGAGGCAUUAGCUCGACGCGCCGUCUUCUCCGCGUUACUGUUUACAAAACAUUACGGACACCAGCUGUGCUUUGCGUUGUUUUUGUUUUCUCUCCCACGAGAACUCCGUUAUCCACACGGCGGGACGAGCUUUUUUUGGGGGGGCUACAUUCCCCGGAGUGGCUUUUGCUUUUAUCCGGAUGAAAGGAUCCUCGCCGCGGUACUGAUCCGUGCAACGUGGAGCUUAAGCUGAAGGCGGGAGACGGGAGCGUCCUACAACCGGAAUAACGCACGAGGCGAAGAAGAAGAAGAAGAGCGCGCGCGUGUGCUGGAUCUCCUGUGAGAAAUGCUGCUGUCCAAACUCAAUUCUCUGGCCCACAUCUCUGCCGUAGACAUGCCGGCGAAAAUCCAGCACCAAGUCCACCAAGGGAAGGAGAGGGAGCCGUUCGAGAAGAGCUACCAGGUCGGCGCGGUGCUGGGAAGCGGCGGCUUCGGCACCGUGUACUCCGGCACGCGGACCGCGGACGGAGCUCCGGUUGCUGUCAAACACGUCGCCAAGGACAGAGUCUCCGACUGGGGAGAGCUGCCUAACGGAUACCGGGUCCCGAUGGAGAUCGUGCUGCUGAAGAAGGUCUGCACGGGCUUCCGCGGCGUCAUCAAGAUGCUGGACUGGUACGAGCGGCCGGACAGCUUCAUCAUCGUCAUGGAGCGGCCCGAGAACGUCAAGGACCUGUUCGACUUCAUCACGGAGAAGGGCGCGCUGCCGGAGGAGCUGGCGCACAGCUUCUUCCGCCAGGUGCUGGAGGCCGUGCGCCACUGCCACGGCUGCGGGGUGGUGCACCGCGACAUCAAGGACGAGAACAUCCUGAUCGACCUGCGCAGCGGCGAGGUGAAGCUCAUCGACUUCGGCUCCGGGGCCCUGCUGAAGGACACCAUCUACACGGACUUCGACGGCACGAGAGUGUACAGCCCACCAGAGUGGAUCAAAUACCACCGCUACCACGGCCGCUCCGCCACCGUCUGGUCCCUGGGCGUCCUGCUGUACGACAUGGUGUGUGGGGACAUUCCGUUCGAACACGACGAGGAGAUCACCCGAGGGCAGGUCCUCUUCCGGAGGAGAGUCUCCACAGAAUGUCAGCAGCUGAUCAAGUGGUGCCUCUCCCUGCGGCCGGCGGACCGCCCGUCUUUCGAGGACAUCGUCAACCACUCGUGGAUGCAGAGCGCGGCCGCCCCCUCGGUACCGUCCCUGCUGCAGACGGAGAAGACGGCGGCGGAGAUCAGGCUGCACACCAUCGGCCACGAGACGGCGGCAUUCGCGUCCGCCCAGGUGGCCGCGGCCCGGUGAGGGUUCGCCUCUGAAAACGGGACCGCGCCGUGACGCUAGAAGAGACCAUUACAGAGAAAGACUUGUGUAACGGACCCAAAGCAGAGAGGGCAAGACGGAGGGCGGCUGAAGGAAACCGAGGUCGUGAGACCGCCGCCCCGGACCCUCUCUCACCGCCCCGGCCUGUAGGAGGGAGCGCUCCGCAACGCUUUUGGGAGGCUUGCGUCGAGCAAAAAACGCAGUGCUGGCGCUCGCCGCUGUGCCCAGACGGCAAGCGGGCGGCGCGCACGCGUACACCUUUCAAGUGCCUUCUGCGAGGUUGUCGCGGGGACCCUGAAAAUACUUGAAUUUGUGAGAGUAGAACGGCAGUUUUUGUUCUGUUUUUUUUUUGCCAAGAGAAAGUUGAAGCUCCUCACUGUACUAGGCUUUAUAUUUUUUUUAUUUUCCCUACUUUCUUCCUCUCAUGGGGCCUAGAUCAGUAAAGCCUAUGUCAUCCACAAGCACCGCUAUCACUACUUCACUAGCAACCAGGAAACCUCACAGCUCCGGGAGCCACUCGUGCAAACAAGACGGGGGGUGGGGGGGGGGGGGAAACAAAAAGAAAACACUGGACUCGCCCCCUUUUACUACAGCGUGCCCGACCCUCCCGUGCACGCACACGAGCGCGCGUGAGGUCACACCGGCGCUGAAUGCACACCACAAUGCAAACCUCUGCUCAUCGCUGUUUGUGUUCGAUGUUCAGCCAGUGCCUCACACAGGUCUUAAAAGUCCGUUGGGCACGAGAAUUGUAAAUAAAGAUAUUUAUUAUCGCAGCUGCUUUUUUUCACACACAUCGACGACGCAGAAUAUAUUUAUUUAUUUAAAGAGAAUUUUUGGGGGGGGCGGCUGCUGGCGCGCGUCUCAUUCCAGUCACCGAAGGGCCCAAACAAUUAUUUAAACGCCCCCCCCACCGGCCAAAUUUAUUUAUGGCUUGAGGAUUUUAUUUCCUAUUGAAGAGCAGAUGCGUGUGUUUGUUUGUGUGUGUCAUGUAAAUAACGUGUAAAUAGUCCCCAAAAGUACUUCCAUCACAAUGUGUCGAUGCGACGAGUCUACUGACAGUAACUGUUACUGUUGUCUGCUUUGGGAGCGGGUUUGUUCAGAGUGUGUGUGUGUGUGUGUGAAUGAGAAAAACUCUGGUUACAUGGCUGCUGCCUGGCUUUCUUUUUUUUUUUUUUUUUUCAGUCAAAUUAGAAUUGCCAGUUGUGUUAGAAACUAUUUUUAUACAAUUUCAAUAAAUAUUUUUUUAAACAAUGA
This is a messenger RNA of Gasterosteus aculeatus aculeatus (three-spined stickleback), 2631 nucleotides long. It is a transcript of the gene pim1, whose product is annotated as Pim-1 proto-oncogene, serine/threonine kinase. Gene Ontology annotation, molecular function: ATP binding; protein serine/threonine kinase activity. Gene Ontology annotation, biological process: protein autophosphorylation; negative regulation of apoptotic process. The record is from RefSeq and is a predicted model, not a curated record. Lineage: Eukaryota; Metazoa; Chordata; Actinopteri; Perciformes; Gasterosteidae. Gene Ontology annotation, cellular component: cytoplasm.